GUCAAGACGCCGCGGUCCGGACGUCGAAACUUAAAGACAGGAGCCAGCCCGGUCGAGGGCAGUCGCGGAGCCCUGUUGCCGUCGCCCGGAACCGCCGCUGACGAGUCCCGGGGUCGUACGGCUGAGACAGUGAAAAAGCAUUCUGGCUCCCGAGGUCCACCCCUUACACCCCAGGGUGCAGAUGGCGGCCAACGUGGGUGAUCAGCGCAGCACAGAUUGGUCCUCUCAGUACAGCAUGGUGGCCGGGGCAGGCAGAGAGAACGGCAUGGAGACUCCCAUGCACGAGAACCCAGAGUGGGAGAAAGCCCGCCAGGCCCUGGCCAGCAUCAGCAAAGCGGGAGCCGCCGGCAGCUCUGCCAAGGCCAGCAGCAAUGGGCCUGUGGCCAGUGCACAGUACGUGUCGCAGGCAGAGGCCUCGGCCCUGCAGCAGCAGCAGUACUACCAGUGGUACCAGCAGUACAGCUAUGCCUACCCCUACGGCUACUACUACCCAGUGAGCGUGUACCAGAGCUACGGCUCCCCCUCCCAGUACAGCAUGGCCAGCUCCUAUGGCUCAGCCGCGCCGCAGCACCAAGGGCCUCUGAGCCAGCCCCCUGUCCCUGGCAUGGAUGAAGGCAUGCCCUACCAGGCGCCCCCUCAGCAGCUGCCUGCGGCCCAGCCCCCCCAGCCCGCCAACCCCCCACACGGUGCCCAUCCUCUGAGCAGUGGCCCCCAGCCUGGGACAGCCCCCGCCACCCAGCACAGCCAGACGGGACCCACGUCGGGUCAGGCCUACGGGCAGCACACCUACAGUGAGCCUGCCAAGCCCAAGAAGGGCCAGCAGCUGUGGAAUCGCAUGAAACCAGCCCCUGGGACUGGGGGACUCAAGUUCAACAUCCAGAAACGGCCCUUUCCCGUCACAAACCAGAACUUCAGCUCCACCACGGAGGGCCAGCACAGCGGCUUCGGCCCCCAGCCCAACCCCGAGAAAGCCCAGAACCACAGGGGGAACCUGUCUGGGAAGCCGGACGACUGGCCGCAGGACAUGAAGGAGUACGUGGAGCGCUGCUUCACGGCCUGCGAGUCGGAGGAGGACAAGGACCGCACGGAGAAGCUGCUCAAGGAGGUGCUGCAGGCGCGGCUACAGGAUGGCUCGGCCUACACCAUCGACUGGAGCCGCGAGCCCCUGCCCGGGCUGACUCGGGAGCCUGUGGCCGAGAGCCCAAAGAAGAAGCGGUGGGAGGCGCCCAGCACCCUCCAUCCUCCCAGGGGGGCAGCCUCCGCGACCAGGGGUGGGGGUGCCCAGUCCCAGCGAGGGACGCCGGGGGCUGGAGGUGCCGGCCGAGCCCGGGGCAGCAGCUUCGCCAAGUUCGGCAACCGCAACGUCUUCAUGAAGGACCACAGCUCCUCCUCCAGCACCGACUCCCGCUCCCGCUCCUCCUCCCGCUCCCCCACCCGCCACUUCCGCCGCAGCGACUCGCACUCAGAUUCCGAGAGUUCCUGCUCAGGCAACGAGUGUCACCCUGUGGGCCGCAGGAACCCACCCCCGAAGGGCCGGGGAGGCCGGGGGGCCCACAUGGACCGGGGCCGGGGCCGGGCACAGCGGGGCAAGAGGCACGACCUCGCGCCCACCAAGCGCAGCCGCAAGAAGUUGGCGGCCCUGGAGUGCGAGGAGCCGGAGCGUGAGCUGAAGAAACAGAAGCGGGCGGCGCGCUUCCAGCACGGACACUCGCGCCGCCUGCGCCUGGAGCCCCUGGUGCUGCAGGUGGGGAGCCUGGAGGGCGGCGCGGCCGACCCCGACUGGCAGGAGCUGCAGAUCGUGGGCACCUGCCUGGACGUCACCAAGCACUACCUGCGCCUCACCUGUGCUCCCGACCCGUCCACCGUGCGCCCGGUGCCGGUUCUGAAGAAGUCGCUGUGCAUGGUCAAGUCCCACUGGAAAGAGAAGCAGGACUACGCCUUUGCCUGCGAACAGAUGAAGUCCAUCCGGCAGGACCUCACGGUGCAGGGUGUGCGCACCGAGUUCACGGUGGAGGUGUACGAGACCCACGCGCGCAUCGCUCUGGAGAAGGGGGACCACGAAGAGUUCAACCAGUGCCAGACGCAGCUCAAGUCGCUAUACGCCGAGAACCUGCCGGGCAACGUGGGCGAGUUCACCGCCUACCGGAUCCUCUAUUACAUCUUCACUAAGAACUCGGGAGACAUCACCACGGAGCUGGCGUACCUGACCCGGGAGCUGAAGGCGGACCCUUGCGUGGCCCACGCGCUGGCGCUCAGGGCCGCCUGGGCUCUGGGCAACUACCACCGCUUCUUCCGGCUCUACGCUCACGCGCCCUGCAUGUCUGGCUACCUCGUGGACAAGUUUGCAGACCGGGAGCGCAAGGCUGCGCUCAAGGCAAUGAUCAAAACCUUCCGCCCAGCGCUGCCCGUCUCCUACCUGCAGGCCGAGCUGGCCUUCGAGGGCGAGGCCGCCUGCCGGGCCUUCCUGGAGCCCCUGGGCCUGGCCUACACGGGCCCGGACAACUCCAGCAUCGACUGCCGCCUCAGCUUGGCGCAGCUGCCGGCCUUCUGAGCACCAGCGCCGCGGGGGCGGGGGGCCGGGCUGCAGAUCUUGUCUUUGAGCCAUGGACUUGGGGUGUAAAUUAAUUCAUGGGGAGAGGGCUCCAGGAAGAGCCCUCGUCCCUGCCCCCGUUUUCCCACCGGGGAGUCUGUACAGAGAUUUUUCUACGUUUUUAUUUUUGGCCUCAGAGGGUCGGGCUGGGGAAGGAGGGGAUGGGUAGCGGAGGGCCGGGGGCAUGGUCUGUAGGCUGGUCUGUCCGUCUGGCCCUCCACUAAUGCUGUCUCAGUGUUUUUUCUCUCUCUCUCUCGAGCUCGUACUCCGGUACCAACCCAGCACCCUGGCCCGUCCCAUGCCGGGGGGGCAGGGCAAGAAGACAGGCCGCUCCGCCCGCGCCCGCCCACGGCGGGGGCACGCCCGCCGCCCGCCGCCCGCCCGCCGCUCCACAGACUCUUGUUGCCAGCCCUCCGGGGCCUCAGUUUUUUGGGCGAGGGGAGCCGCGUAGAGACUGUGCCCUGCCCUCGGCCCCCGAGCCCAGAAGCCGCCGCCGCCGCCACCCGCCACGCCGCCGCCACACUGAGGACCCCGGAGGCCGCCGCGGGACCUCGCCGGCCGGGCUGCCUCGUCUGCAGUUGUAUUGAGUUGUCUCCGUGUCCCCCUCCCCCGUGUCUCCCCUGCCCCGUCCUCCCCCUCCUCGCACUCUUCCCUCGGUUCAGCACAGGUAAAGCGGUUACCCUCCCUCCCCGCCUCAUGGAUCACCAGCUCACGUCAUGUUUCCUUCUCUUUUCUUUUUGUGUGUGUUUAUUUAAGUUAUUUUUCUUCCUCCCCUUUUCUUUUCCGUCUCCCUCCCUCUUCUGCCAUGUAACUGGAGGGCGCGAUGAGUUGCGAACAGCUGGACUGUCAGGCUGCUUCUCUUGCAGAUGUCCUCCUCUGCCUCCCUCUCCCCCUCCCCCCCUUUCCUUCCUUCAUUCUUUCCUUGGAGCGCUGAGCACCACUUGGAAGCUUGAGAGAAACCAAAAUUAAAGAGAGAGAGAGAGAA
Molecule: messenger RNA, 3575 nt
Organism: Dama dama (fallow deer)
Lineage: Eukaryota; Metazoa; Chordata; Mammalia; Artiodactyla; Cervidae
Gene: LENG8
Product: leukocyte receptor cluster member 8
Exons: 16
Coding region: 182-2551 (789 amino acids)
Cellular component (GO): nucleus
Source: RefSeq, a predicted model, not a curated record